This is a messenger RNA of Prorocentrum cordatum, 649 nucleotides long. Lineage: Eukaryota; Dinophyceae; Prorocentrales; Prorocentraceae. The record is from the annotation of a GenBank genome assembly.
CCGCAGGGCAGGCCACCGGGUGCCGACGCCGCCGCGCUCGCCGGCGCCGGAGGCCCCCGCCGCGCCGCCGGGCGCCCAGGGAGCAGGGUCUUCCACGGCAGCCGCCGCGCCGGCGAAGUUGAGGCACACGGGCCAGGCAGACACCCUGCCACGCUCGGCGUCCGAGGCCACCACCUGUGCAUCUCCGGCCCCGUCGGAGCAGCAGCAGUCCAGCCCCGAGAGCGACGGGGACUCUCCAGUCCUGCAGGGCGGCGCGGCCGCGCUGCAGCCCGCCGAGCGGCAGGGCCCCCGGCGGAGCAGGCAGAAGCACCGGCAGGCCACGCAGCCUGCCCCUGCAGCGCCCCGCGUCACCGCGCCGGCGCCCUCCGCCGCGAAGAAGAAGGUGAUGCCCCGGCGUGGUGCCCGCGCCGCCGACAAGGACGACGACCUGGACUGGCUGGUGCCGGCGAGGCCCGCGACGCCGACGUGGAUGUGGGCCCUGCUGCUGUGCGCCGGCAUCGCCGCGGGCUUGGGCCUCGGCCGGCUCGGCGGCGGGUCGCGCGCCCCGGGCGGCGGCGGCGGCGGGCUGCCGCGCGAGGCGCUCGACAUGGACGUCGUUUACGUGCACGUCGUGGACAUGGAGGGCGGGGCGCCCGCGGAAGGGCCGUGG